Poecilia latipinna (sailfin molly) is the source of this 5409-nucleotide messenger RNA. Its product is annotated as xenotropic and polytropic retrovirus receptor 1 homolog. Gene Ontology annotation, molecular function: phosphate transmembrane transporter activity; inositol hexakisphosphate binding. Lineage: Eukaryota; Metazoa; Chordata; Actinopteri; Cyprinodontiformes; Poeciliidae. Gene Ontology annotation, biological process: phosphate ion transport; cellular response to phosphate starvation. The record is from RefSeq and is a predicted model, not a curated record. The transcript has 14 exons. The annotation marks the transcript as partial. Gene Ontology annotation, cellular component: Golgi apparatus; plasma membrane; cytoplasm.
AGGGAAGUUUUCCUUAUUGGUGUAACAAAUUGCUUUAUUUUAUUUUUUGCAGUCACAGAUGAUGAUACAGUCAAGAGGUAUUAUGCCAAGUUUGAGGAGAAGUUUUUCCAGACUUGUGAGAAAGAGCUGGCCAAAAUCAAUACCUUCUAUUCUGAAAAGCUGGCCGAGGCUCAGCGACGGUUCGCCACGCUGCAGAACGAGCUGCAGUCAUCGCUGGAUGCCCAGAGGGAGAGCUCUGCCACCGGGCUGGGGCUCAGAAGAAGGAAAACCGUGUUCGCCCUUUCACAGAAGGAGAGAUGCAAACAUAGAAACAUUAAGGAUUUGCAGCUGGCCUUCUCUGAGUUCUACCUCAGCCUUAUACUGCUGCAGAAUUAUCAGAACUUGAACUUCACAGGAUUCAGGAAGAUUCUCAAGAAGCACGAUAAGAUUCUGGAAACUUCCAAGGGGGCAGAUUGGAGGGUGGCCCACGUUGAAGUGGCUCCAUUUUAUACAUGCAAGAAAAUCACUCAGCUCAUCUCUGAGACUGAGGCUCUGGUCACAACAGAGCUGGAAGGCGGCGACCGGCAGAAGGCCAUGAAGAGGCUGAGAGUUCCUCCACUGGGAGCUGCACAACCUGCUCCAGCUUGGACCACCUUCAGAGUGGGACUUUACUGUGGAGUAUUCCUCGUCUUGAUUGUCACUGUAGUCAUUACAGGAGCUGUGAAGAUUAGUGGUUCUAAAGUCUGGCCUGUGGUCAGGAUCUACAGAGGAGGCUUCCUGCUAAUAGAGUUUCUCUUCCUUUUAGGGAUCAACACCUACGGCUGGAGGCAGGCAGGAGUUAAUCAUGUCCUCAUAUUUGAACUUAAUCCCAGAAACAACCUCUCCCACCAACAUCUGUUUGAGAUUGCAGGCCUGUUGGGGGUGCUGUGGUGCGUCAGCUUGCUGUCAAGUCUUUUCUGUGAUAACAUCAGGAUUCCGAUGCAGGCCAACCCUCUGGCUCUUUAUGGCUUCUUCCUCCUGUUUCUCAUCAACCCAUCAAAGACCUGUUACUACAAGUCCCGCUUCUGGCUGCUCAAGCUGCUGUUCAGAGUGGUGACCGCUCCAUUUCAUCAUGUUGGAUUUGCAGACUUCUGGCUGGCUGACCAGUUAAACUCUCUGGUGGUGGUUCUGAUGGAUCUGGAGUACAUGAUCUGUUUCUACAGCUGUGAGCUGAAGUGGACAAAAGGGGAUGGGCUUUACAGUGACACAGAAAGCGUGUGUAACACCUACUCCUAUGGUGUGCGGGCGGUCAUCAAGUGUCUUCCUGCGUGGUUCCGGUUCGCCCAGUGUCUGCGGCGCUAUCGGGACACCAAGCGGGCUUUUCCUCAUCUGGUUAAUGCUGGGAAGUACUCCACUUCCUUCUUUGUCGUCACUUUCUCCGCCCUGUACAGCACACACAAAAACUCCGAACCCGAACACAAAAUCUACCUGUACUUGUACAUUGCCUGUUUAAUUGUAAGCUCUUGUUAUACACUGAUCUGGGAUCUGAAGAUGGACUGGGGCCUGUUUGACCGAAAUGCAGGAGAGAACACCUUCCUACGGGAGGAGAUAGUCUACCCGCACAAGGCCUAUUACUACUGUGCUAUAGUGGAGGAUGUGCUCCUGCGUUUUGCCUGGGUUUUAACAAUCGCUCUCACCUCGCUCACCAAGUUUAAAGACAUGUCUGACAUUCUGGCUACCCUGCUGGCUCCGCUGGAGGUCUUCAGACGCUUCGUGUGGAAUUUCUUCCGACUUGAGAACGAGCAUCUGAAUAACUGUGGUGAGUUCAGGGCGGUCCGAGACAUCAGUGUGGCCCCUCUCAACGCCGAUGACCAGACGCUGCUGGAGCAGAUGAUGGACCAGGAGGACGGAGUCAGGAACCGGCAGGGCAAGAAAAGCUGGAAAAGAAGCUACAGCAUGAGUCUGCGCCGGCCACGGCUGGCCUCACAAUCCAAGACUCGUGACACCAAAGUUCUGAUCGAGGACACCGAUGAUGACUCCUGACAUCAGGCCACGCCCCUCGCCUGGGUCCAGAAUUUAUUCAAAGGAGGAAACUCCGCCUCCUAAGCUAGAGAUUACCCAGCGAGCGGGCGUUGAGCUCAAGAACAGGACGAGGUUUGACCUCUGAAUCAUUUUCCCAUCCACAAGCCUCUGCUGAGGUUCACAAUUAUUUCAAGGGAAGAAUUGUCAGCGUUUUAAAGCAGCUCUGCAGCUCCUCCACCUCCAAUAAAAACUCUUCCCAACCCAGUGGAAGGCAUGAUCCUUCCUGAUGAUUACCCAGCAGUGGACUCCUCCAUUAUCGCUCUGAGUGUCCUCAGAGCCUCAGCAUGAACAAUGCAGCUACUGAAAAAGCAAGCACCCCCCACCAUGACAGCGAUGCUCAGAGAGGGGCCCUCAGUGGCACCGGGGUUCCUCUGUUCAUUUGGACCAAACAGUGAGAGAGAAUCUCUUCUUCCUCAACAAGAAAACUGAAACGGUCUCUUCCUCUUCCCCUCCAUCAUGAUGCAGCAGACAGCUUCAACCACUCCCCCUGGCCCCGCCUCCUCUCUAGCUCCUCCCACCUCAUCAUCACAGAGCUGCCUUCUUGCACCUUACAUGCUUUGGAAACACCAACAUGCACUUUGUAGAAAAGGUCAUCCACUAGAGCAGUGAUUUAUUUCAAUGUUUCUGCAUGUAUGAGGAACCCAGGGUGACGAUCAACACACUGACUGUCAUCAGACAUGUUUGUAAUCGUGAGACAAACUCAUUAAGUCGGGUUUGUGAAAAUGUUCAGAAACAAUCAAGCAGAAAUACAAGUGAAGAUCUGACUGUUUGGAACAGCAGCUGGAAUGAAGUUCCUGAUGAAACAAUGAAGAUCCCACAGCCAAUUUCCACUGGGAAUGUGAGAAGAAAUACUUUCUGUUAGAAGACAGUGUGACUGAGAGAGAUGCCCAAACACCACCUGCUCACUCAGUGUCUGUCCUCAGAAAUCCAAACUGAAAAUCUAAGGGCCCAGAACAGGAAGGCUAAUUGUUCUGUUGUUAGCACCUGUUUAGUUGAAGUGCAUCAAUGAUGAUGAAGAGGAGAGGUCACCUGUCUGUCCCACACUCAUUUACACUGCCAACAUGAGCAUCAUAAGAGUGAAAAGAUGCAUUCGCUGCAGGUGCAUGUGGCAAAUGAAAUCAUCCAGUCUGAAAUCUACCUUAGAACUGGUUCUAGUGUUGCGCUGGUGUGGAUCAAACAUCACCUCAUUGGGCCCAACAUGCACACUUCCAUCAUAGUUUUCAUUUGAAGCUAGUAUGUCGUCCUAAUGUCACCUGCCAGGCUGUGCAAACUCAGAUAUUCUUUUCCUUUAAGGCGUCCUGUAAGGGUGAAUGUUUUCUGUUUGUCAGUGAGCAGCAGUAGAAGCUAAUGCAGUGCAUGUUCUUCACGUGUUGGUAGCUCAUGUCGGAGCAGCCGUGUCGUCAUCACCAAGCCUUUGUUUGGACACGAUGGAGCAGAACCUUUAGAUUCUGGUGGUACAAGGAGGUUGAUGAUGCUUUGUGUCUAAUGUUGUAGAUUUCUACCUGGUUGAACAUUAGAGAGCCACUUGGACUGUUGUUACACUUAGUUUCUUUGCUGGUUGGUUUAACCAAGAGUGCAGAAAGGAAAAUCCAUCCCAUCUUGAUCAGAAGGAAGCUGGCAUGUGAGUCGGCUCCUCCUUCUUGUUGGCUGGCUGGCUCUGCUGUACAGAGAGGAUGAGGAGCUCACCUUCAUAUUUAGAAAAUCAUCAUGAAAAAUCUCUCUUGAGGUGUUUUGGCUGUUAAUGUCAGCAUUUUGGACCAUAUAAGUGCUGUUUAGUUUUGUGUGUGGACGUUUCCUUGUGUUUUGAUGAGGGAUCAGUUGUAGGAGCCUCAGUGUUUCCCACCAGGGCCUGAGAUGAGUGGGAAUCGAUGUGAACUCACGAUAUUUUCGGCAUGUUUGCACCUUCACCUGCUGCAUCACAGCAUUUUCUGGGCUACCUGUCAGACAUUUCUGCCUCUUCUUGUCAAUUGUACAUUAACUUAAAAUCUCCAUUAUUUUACAAUGAGAAAAUGGACCAAUACGUUGACUGACCUAAAUGUAUUUAUUCUCACUUUCACUUAAUAAAAUUUUUAGCCUCAUUUCGGCCAUCUUAAAGCUUUUUGACAUUCCAUAGAAAGAUGCAGUCUGUCAAACACAGCAGCCCAUCAUGAGUAAAGAUGCUUAGCACUGGCUCAGACAGAUGACUCAUCCUCCCUUUUUCAUCCUUCUGCUAAAUAUUUCCCAAAGUAAAGCGUCGCCCAUGUGGUCAAAAUCUUUGAAAAUGCUUGUUUGUUAUUUUUAUUUCUUGUGUUUGUCUUCAGAUACAAUGUUCACUUAGAUCUUACCAUUUGGUAAAAGCAAUGUUUUCUUAAGUUGUGGGCCAUAGCAUAUUUAAAAAAAUGUUAUUUUAGAAAAGGUGUUAAAGAACCUUGAUUUAAAUGGUGGAAUUUGCAGGACCAAACCCAAGUUCCUUCAGAAUGUCUUAGGAAUGUCAAAGUUGAAGAUCUGAAUCAGGAAUAGCUCACUCUGUACCAACAGAUCCCAACCAACUCCUGACAACACUCCAGAGGUGACUGGACCAAUCAGAAAGCCGUGCUUUGCGUCUGCCUGCAGGGAGCUCUGUGGCCUGUUCUGAUACCGAGGUCACUGGGUCAGUUACAUGAGUCAUAAACUGCAGAAACCUGAAGAAUUCAAGUUGCAUGUCUUCAGAACCUUAAACUGACUUUGGACUGAGCAAUAAGUCAACAGUGUUACAGUGUCAAUUGUUGAGAAACAGUGCUCUGAUUAAUUCAAUGUUCUCUGUAUGCAUCAUUCGGCAAUCAGGGUUGCUUCUGAGGUCUAUGUGACUGAGCCGACUGCUUCAGGCCAACACCUUCCUCUCUGCUCCAUCUGUCCCUCUGGAAGGUUUUUCUCCCCAAAAGGGGUCAUGAUUUUCCAAAGUGUGACUUUUCCUUGGAUGACGAACAGACUGUGGCCACUUCCAGUAAAAGUUAUGAUGUUCUCCGUCAGUGGAUGAUGUUACAAACUGAAUGAAAGUUACUGACAGUUUAUAUGUGACACUUAUGACUUUGAAAGAACAGAUGAUUAAAAAAAAGUUCAACUUUCAAAUCGAUCAACACUCUGUGACAUCAUCGUGUUUGUGUCUUCUAACCAGUUUUCAAAAAGAACACAGAUGACUUUAUCCACACCCUGAUCCUGCUGCGCCACACUCUGGAACUCCUGAUUACAUCUUAUAUAUGUGUAUAUAUAUAUAAUUAUGAAUAAAUGAUUGAGAAGCGUAUAAUCAAUGACUGUGCUAUUGUUGUCUACAUGUUAGCAGUGUGAUGAUACAGAGGUGCCUUGUUCACCAAACUGUUCCAAUUUUGUAGUAAAAAUGGCUAAAGAUGCAAA